AUGUUUGAUAGCCAUGUUCCGGUGUCUCGGGCUUCUGUAUUUCCCAAACAGCAGAGCACUUCGUCCGACGAAAUCACACCAAAUAUGAACACGAAACCGCUCCGGGAUGUUGUUUCUCCAAGUACCGGGGAUGAACCGAGAAGAGAAUCUCGUCCAAAUACAGCUGAGUACUACGAUCAGGUAUGGGAGGAGAAAACGGUUAAUCGUCCUCCAACUUUUAUGCACGUGGAUUCCUAUCCCAUAGCCUUUUGGGGUGAAGAAUCGCACAAUCAGACCGCAGCUCGAUCACAUCCGCCCAUACCGCAUCCACGUGCCAGUCCGGUCCCCGGCGACCACAUUGCAGCAAGGGAUACCGGUUCAGAAAGGGAUAUGAAAGUACUAUCAACCAAUGCACACGACUUCACCUUCACGGAUCAUACUUCAGUUUCUGUGACCGACUCGUCCCAACACUCAUCAAAGUUUCCACCCCCGCUUCGUCGACCCGUGACUUCUGAACCAAAACCUCCGGUGCACAAAACCAGUGAACCCGACUACAGUACUGUAUCGUCAUUUUCCGCUGCCCGCACCGAUCUGCCCCUUUCAAAUCUUUCCAAAACGAAUGGCACUGAGCGUCAGGUCGAUGCAAAAUACACAACAAAUGCAANUGCAACUCUGCAUAGCCCGUGCCGAUUCACCGCUUCAUCAAGUUCGGAUGCUCAUCCUCCUCUUGGAACAUUGCCUGCCGCACGGAAUUCAUCUCCCAAGUUAACCCCAUCCUCUCUCCCGAUGAUCAGUACGAAUAUGAAUCCGUCGGUUGAAGCCGUUUCGCACAUGGAUGCUGCAGGUCGCACACCUUCAUCCAUGUUGCAGACCACACGUUUCAAUGAUCGGAUGCGAACUCCCGCAAAAGAUUUACCCAAACGAAAUCUAUGGUCACAAAAUUUGACCACAACCAACCGGGCCAACCGCGACGUUUUGAAUCGUCUGUCGUCUGUUCACUCCAAACCUCCCGAUUCCGGUCCCACACAGACUACAUGCAGCAUUGCACAUCAGUCCUCACCCCCUCAUCAACCGUUACCUAGCACGGCUCCGAAUCCUGAUGCGGACCAAUCUUCCGAAGUCUAUUUACACAGUUUGUUGGUACGUAAGGAAUCUUUCGGACUGACUGACCAAUCUGGAUCAAUAAAUAGCUUCGCUCGAUCAGACGACCCGGAAACUUCAACCAAACUGGGCAUAUCAAAUGACCUGGAUUUUACUGCAUCACAAAUCCCGGAAUCGUAUCAGGCACAAAUCGAUCGCAUCACAGCCAUGCUUGCGGAAACCCAGGGUCUUCUGGAAAGCCGUCGCUCGAGUUCCGCAAAGGGAACUGCAUGA
This is a messenger RNA of Echinostoma caproni, 1353 nucleotides long. The record is from the annotation of a GenBank genome assembly. NCBI's taxonomy places the organism in Eukaryota, Metazoa, Platyhelminthes, Trematoda, Plagiorchiida, Echinostomatidae.